Paecilomyces variotii is the source of this 1794-nucleotide messenger RNA. RefSeq names its product putative RNA helicase. Gene Ontology annotation, molecular function: ATP binding; RNA helicase activity; RNA binding. Gene Ontology annotation, biological process: rRNA processing. The record is from RefSeq and is a predicted model, not a curated record. Gene Ontology annotation, cellular component: ribonucleoprotein complex; cytoplasm; nucleus. Lineage: Eukaryota; Fungi; Ascomycota; Eurotiomycetes; Eurotiales; Thermoascaceae. The coding region runs from base 1 to 1794 and encodes 597 amino acids. The transcript has 7 exons.
AUGUCUUACGGAGGCGGUUACGGCUCUCGCGGCGGCGACUCCUACGGAGGUCACAGGAGCAACGGUCACCACGGUGGUGGUGGUUACUCAAACGGCGGCGGCUACCAAGGCGGUAGUGGCUACGGUGGUGGAUAUGGCGGUGGUUAUGGCGGAGGCCAUGGAGGCGACAGAAUGUCCAACCUUGGCUCUGGCCUGAAGGCGCAGGAUUGGGAUAUCGCCGCGCUUCCCAAGUUCGAGAAGUCUUUCUACAAGGAGCACCCCGACGUCACUGCUCGCUCGGAGCGUGAGAUUGAGCAGUUUCGCAAGGAGAAGGAAAUGACCGUCCAGGGAAAGAACGUUCCCCGUCCUGUCACCACCUUCGACGAGGCUGGUUUCCCGCAGUAUGUCCUGUCGGAAGUCAAGGCUCAGGGUUUCGACCGUCCCACCGCCAUUCAGUCUCAGGGUUGGCCUAUGGCUCUCUCUGGACGCGAUGUCGUUGGUAUUGCCGAAACUGGAUCCGGAAAGACCUUGACUUACUGUCUGCCUGCUAUCGUUCACAUCAACGCCCAGCCCCUGCUUGCUCCUGGCGAUGGUCCCAUUGUCCUGAUCCUUGCUCCUACUCGUGAGCUUGCCGUGCAGAUUCAGGCUGAGAUCAGCAAGUUCGGAAAGUCCUCUCGUAUCCGGAACACCUGCGUCUACGGAGGUGUUCCUAAGGGCCCCCAGAUCCGUGACCUCAGUCGCGGUGUCGAGGUCUGCAUUGCUACUCCUGGUCGUCUGAUCGAUAUGCUGGAGGCUGGACGCACUAACCUCCGUCGUGUUACUUACCUUGUCCUGGACGAGGCUGAUCGUAUGCUUGACAUGGGUUUCGAGCCUCAGAUUCGCAAGAUCAUCUCCCAGAUCCGUCCGGACAGACAGACUUGCAUGUGGUCUGCUACUUGGCCUAAGGAAGUUCGCCAGCUGGCUCGAGACUUCCUCAACGACUACAUCCAGGUCAACAUUGGUUCAAUGGACCUGUCUGCUAACCACAGAAUUACUCAAAUCGUCGAGGUCGUCUCAGAAUUUGAGAAGCGCGACAAGAUGAUUAAGCACCUGGAGAAGAUCAUGGAUGACCGCAGCAACAAGGUCCUGAUUUUCACUGGUACUAAGCGCGUAGCGGACGAUAUCACUCGUUUCCUCCGCCAGGAUGGAUGGCCAGCACUCUCUAUCCACGGUGACAAGCAGCAGAAUGAGCGUGACUGGGUCUUGAACGAAUUCAAGACCGGAAAGAGCCCCGUCAUGGUUGCCACUGAUGUGGCUUCCCGUGGUAUUGGCUUCUCGGGUCUUAUUCAAAUGGUUCUCAUGCCAGGAGAACCUUGGACUUACGGUGCAGUACAGCAUGUGUGCUUCUUGAUCCCUCGGCUUUACCUCAACAGACCGCGGGUAGAGCGGUGGACUCUCGUAUUUGAAUUACUUCAAGCUGCAUUCCAAGAUGUUCGCGACAUCACUCAUGUGUUUAACUAUGACUACCCUAACAAUUCGGAGGACUAUGUUCACCGUAUUGGUCGAACCGGCCGUGCGGGCAGAAAGGGUACCGCCAUUACCCUGUUCACCACUGACAACGCUAAGCAGGCUCGUGACUUGGUCACUAUUCUUACUGAAGCCAAGCAGCAGGUUGACCCCCGUCUUGCGGAGAUGGCUCGCUUUGGCGGCGGCGGCGGCGGUGGCCGCUGGGGUGGUCGUGGUCGCGGCGGUGGUUACCACGGCCAUGGCCGUGGCGGCGGCGGUGGCUUCACUGCUUCUAACUCGGCUCCCCUGGGUAACAACCGACGCUGGUAG